Molecule: messenger RNA, 2149 nt
Organism: Rhodamnia argentea
Lineage: Eukaryota; Viridiplantae; Streptophyta; Magnoliopsida; Myrtales; Myrtaceae
Exons: 7
Coding region: 337-1596 (419 amino acids)
Source: RefSeq, a predicted model, not a curated record
CGACCGUUCUCUGUUCCCCGAGCGAAUUCAUUUGACUUGUCCCAAAAAUCACAACGAUGACGAUCCAAAUUCACGAGCUUUAUCCUAAGCCACGCAAUAUCCGACGUGGCAUCUCCAUCGGCCUUCUCCCUUCGCCCACCACCCAUUCAACCCCGACCCAAGAAUCGUUACCUCUCUCUGUUUCGCCUCUCGCACGAGUUCUCAUCUUCACCAAACAGGCGCUUGUGGCUGUGACGGCAACCCUGACCCACGACGAGAUUUGCCGUACCCACGUCUUGUUCCGGGCCAAAGCCUCGAAAUUCAUCGCCUCCUCGGAUCGCCGAAGCUGUUUCGGACAUGCUGGGUGGCGGUGGGGGCGGGAGUGGGAGUGUUUAUUGGGGUGCUAAAGGGGGUGACUUCAGAGGGAUAGUGGUGGUUUUUGCUUGGGUCUCGAUUCAGGAGAGGCACCUGAGGAGCUACGUGGAGCUGUAUUCCUCUCUUGGGUGGAAUUCCCUCGUUUGCCAUGCCGGGUUCUUGAACGCGUUUGCUUCUGAGAAGGCAAUGUCAAUGGCAUUUUUUGUACUCAAUGAGCUUCUCAAGGAGCUAGAAAUUAAGCCAUGCCCUGUAGUCCUUGCAGCUUUUUCUGCGGGUUCAAAGGCCUGUAUGAGCAAGGUUUUUCAGAUCAUCGAGAAACCGUGUGAGAGUCAGCUGAACUGGGACAAAUAUGGAUUGGUGAGAAACUGUGUUUCUGGGCACGUAUUUGAUUCCGGUCCAGUAGAUUUUACCAGUGAUUUUGGUUCUCGGUUUACUCUGCCUUCUACCAUCCUGAAACGGCCUGUACCAGCAAAAGUCGUCUCUUGGAUAGUCAAAGGUGUUUCCUCUGGUCUAGAUGCUCUGUAUCUUACCAGGUUUGAAGCCCAGCGUGCUGAGUAUUGGCAAAACUUGCAUUCUUCAGUUUGCAUGGGAGCUCCAUAUCUCAUCUUAUGCUCAGAAGAUGACAGCCUCGCUCCUUAUCAAACAAUCUUCACCUUUGCCGAGGAUUUACGAGGUUCUGGUGCAGAUGUUAAGCUUGUGAAGCUGCAUGGCUCCACUCACAAUGGUUUGUUACAAAACUGUCUUCCCUCAGAUCAUUAUAAGCAUUACCCAAUCCAAUAUCGUGCUGCGAUAGCCAGUUUGUUCGCAAAGGCAGCUUCCAUAUUUUCCCAACGAUUCCAGCAACUCGAGGAAGAGAGAACUAGAACGGGGAGCAAGUGCGACGAGAUCUCGGAGUUGAUAUGUGACCUCCAAAAUGCAGCCGUGAACUCGAACCAGAGCCUAAGAAGGGUUGCCACAGGACCCAGUGACCAUUUCUUCCUGCCGAGUUCAGUGAACGACAGUUACGCAGCCUCUGGGUCCUCCAACAAUGAGCAAAAGGAGUCCUCGAAUCUCACACAGAAUGCCCCGGGGAUCAGUGCGCACAGCAUAUUGGGCGAGAUGCUAUUCGACAUUUGCGUACCCAAGAACGUGGAGGGCUGGGACAUUAAGUUUUCCGGUUCUUUGAAUGGACAACCAUAUGCUUGUGCUCGGAAGCUGUCGCCAUCUCGUGAAAUCAAAUCCAUACGCAGGUCGAGAUUGUAACGUAAGUACAGUUAGGGUCCUCAGGAACAUUUGCUGAAAAUUUUGCGUGACUUUGCUGGAGAUUCUGUGAGACAACUGGCGAGAUCGGAAAGCUCGCUGUGACAUCUCGUGAAAACAAAGGUAUUGUGGAUAUAAAGGCUGAUGCUUGGUAUUUGUCUGGCAUGAUAAGUGUACAGAAAUGCUUGACAGAACGGACCUUCCAUAGACGAGUCCAAUCGGUGUAAGAAUGAUAACGUUCCUCAUCAACCAUGUAAUAUGCUCGUGACUGUAUGGUCUACAGAAGUGUGACAUAGCAGUAUAGGCGGUUCUCGUUCCUAGCUACGGGUACUAUGGGACCGCUGCUGAUGGUUUGAAGGAGAUUCAGCUGUUACUAGUGUAAAUAGAGACGGAUAGAGGUGUCAGGUUCACGUAUAUCUAACUAGUCCCUUGUGACCGAGUUUGCCUAUGCAGUACAGUUUUUUGAGUGAUCGAGUGUGUAUCAGCCCGAUUACUGUGCAAAUAACUAUUUUCUCGUGUCCGAGUGUGCCUAUGAAAUACGGUUUUUCGAGUCAUC